GCAGCUCUGUUAAGCGGUAGUAAUUGUAUCUUCCAUAGAGGAAUACGCUAUGUACGCCUGCGACAUGUGCUCAAGGUGUUUGAGAUUCUGAAACGGUCUCAGGAUGACGUCCGGGUUCUACAGCUAUGCCAAGCUGACCAAGAAUGCCACCGAGUACGCGCGGCGAAUGAACCGGCUGAGCUGCCGCAUCUUCGGCGAGGUGGCGCGGCCCACCACGCAAACGUCCAUGAGAGUGGUGAAGCUGCUGUCAGAAAGGCCCAAGUACAAGGACCCAGAGUAUGUUGACUACUAUCCACGCUUUAAAGAGACCUACUACUUGAUGAUUCGGCUCAGGGCACUGGGUCUGUACCGGGACGAGCACCAGGACUUCAACGAUGAGAUGAAGCGGUUGCGGAAGCUUAGAGGCAAGGGACCGCCGCCAAAGGGCCAGGGCAAGCGGGCCAAGAAGUAGGGAUGGGCCCGUUUCUCUCGUGGUUUGUCAAGUGCGUGGCUUGCGCAACUCAGUGAUGCUCCGUCGAAAAUGUUCUGUUUGAAUGCUGUUUAGUCCAGUAAGAACAGCGUUGUGUCGUAAGCAGUCUGCUGACAUAAACGAGGAAAGAGCG
Messenger RNA from Pollicipes pollicipes, 602 nucleotides. RefSeq names its product mitochondrial ribosomal protein S33. The coding region runs from base 104 to 451 and encodes 115 amino acids. The transcript has 2 exons. Gene Ontology annotation, cellular component: mitochondrion. The record is from RefSeq and is a predicted model, not a curated record. Lineage: Eukaryota; Metazoa; Arthropoda; Thecostraca; Pollicipedomorpha; Pollicipedidae.